AUUUAUUAGCUUUAAAUCUCUUCAUUACACCUCUCUUCACUCUUCACCUCUCUCUCUCUCUCUUUCUUCACUGCUCUCACUCACAACACUCAACACAACAAUGGCAGUAGUGAAACCAACAAGACCUAGCAGCCCUUUAACCACCGCCGUUUUCUUCUUCCUCCUCCACUACACCGCCGCUAUCGACAACCCCGAUACCCAGCCUCUCCUUCUCUUCAAAUCUACCGCCGACCCCAACGCCACUGUUCUCACCUCCUGGAACUCAUCCUCGGAUCCAUGCACCGACUCUUGGGUCGGUGUCUCAUGCCUUCGCAACCGGGUCACCCGUUUGGUCCUUGAAAAACUGGACCUCAAUGGCAGUUUCCCACGUUCCCUCACCUCUCUCACCCAACUCCGGGUUCUCAGCCUCAAGCAAAACGGGUUUUCGGGUGAAAUUCCGGACCUUUCCAACCUUACCAGCCUUAAAUUACUCUUCCUUUCUCACAACCGUUUUUCCGGCGACUUCCCUGCUUCGUUGUCUUCGGUUUCGAAACUUUACCGCCUUGACCUGUCUUACAAUAAUUUUUCCGGGAGCAUACCGUUGAGCGUGAACCGGUUGACGCAUUUAAUGACGUUGAAGCUGGAAGAAAAUGGGUUCACGGGUUCUAUUCCGGCCUUGAGCUUACCGAACUUGCAGGAGUUUAAUGUGUCAGGAAAUGGGUUGACAGGGCAGAUACCUGUUUCACUUUCGGGUUUCCCUGCGUCUUCGUUUUGGAACAACCGAGUUCUUUGUGGGCCACCAUUGGAGAAGUGUAAGGUGGUUUCUAGCGAUCCGACCCGACCCGGAGGGGCAAUGGCUUCGCCCCUGAGCCCGAGGACGACGGUUGCGUCGUCUCCAACCGCAAUGCCGUCGGAGUCAAAGCCGCUGAUUAAAUCAGGAACUACCCACCGAAGUAAAAUCAGCUCGCUGGCCAUAAUCGGCAUAAUACUCGGCGAUGUCUUGGUUUUAGUGUUAGUUUCAUUGCUUCUAUAUUGCUAUUUCUGGAGAAAUUAUACCAAUAAAUCCAUGUCCGGCAAAAGUAGCGGCUCCCACGUUGAGAAAAUUGUUUAUUCGUCAAGCCCAUAUCCUAACCCGGCCCAUUCGGGACACGAGAGGGGGAAGAUGGUCUUUUUUGAUGGGGAGAGGAGGUUCGAGCUGGAGGAUUUGCUGAGGGCGUCGGCGGAGAUGCUGGGGAAAGGCGGAUUUGGAACUGCGUAUAAGGCGAUUCUGGAUGAUGGAAACGUGGUGGCAGUGAAGAGAUUGAAGGAUUUGAGUGUGAAUGGGAAGAAAGAAUUUGAGCAGCAAAUGGAGGUUCUGGGCAGGCUUAAGCAUCCGAAUUUGGUCGGGUUGAAGGCUUACUAUUUUGCUAGGGAUGAGAAGUUGUUGGUCUACGAUUACAUGCCCAAUGGCAAUUUGUUUUGGCUGCUUCAUGGCAACAGAGGACCCGGAAGAACUCCACUAGACUGGACCACAAGAUUAAAGAUUGCAGCUGGGGCAGCUCAAGGCUUAGCCUUCAUUCACAACUCAUGCAAGUCCCUUAAGCUCAUGCAUGGGAACAUCAAAUCCACAAACAUUCUCAUUGACAGGGAUGGCAAUGCCAGAGUGUCUGAUUUCGGCCUCUCUGUUUUUGCAUCACCGUCCUCAGUCCCGAAAACCAAUGGCUACCGUGCCCCUGAAGCAGCACUUGACGGUCGAAAACUAACCCAAAAAUCUGAUGUGUACUCCUUUGGGGUCCUCUUACUAGAGCUGCUAACCGGAAAAUGCCCGUCUAUCACUGACAUAAGCGGUCCUGGCUCAGGGUACAGCAGCGUCGUUGACUUGCCGAGAUGGGUCCAGUCUGUAGUGAGAGAGGAAUGGACUGCUGAGGUCUUUGAUCUGGAGCUUAUGAGGUAUAAGGACAUUGAAGAGGAAAUGGUGGGGUUGCUGCAGAUCGGGAUGGCUUGCGCCCAAGCCUCGCCUGACCAGCGGCCGAAGAUGAACUAUGUGGUGAAAAUGAUAGACGAGCUGCGGGGCGUGGAAGUGUCGCCAUCACAUGAAACUCUUGAUUCAGUUUCGGAAUCUCCGGCUGUUUCUGAGGACACAUGUAAAGCGAGCGAAUGAUCAUCUACGGUAAGGGAUUAAAAGGCUUCUUUACAUUUGUUCCAAGUUUUGUAAAUUUUGAAGUGUUGUCAGAGUAUCAAAUUUUAGCUGUUUAGUUGGGUAGUUCAUUUGGUUUUCUGUAACUGGGAAACGUCUUGAAUUCCAUGACAUAUGGAGCCAUACUUGAGCUUAGAUCCAUUUUUUAGUAAAUAUAUUUCCUCCUAAUAUUGGAAAUAUCACUGUUCCUAUAUUUGUUAAUUAUGCGUCAGGACUUUCAAGGACAAAAGUUACCAUUGUUCUUGUCGUUGAGAAGGUGUUUUUUUAGCAAAGAUUAGCGUCCUUAGACUGGGGGGAAAAAAAAGU
Messenger RNA from Sesamum indicum (sesame), 2461 nucleotides. Its product is annotated as leucine-rich repeat transmembrane protein kinase family protein. Gene Ontology annotation, molecular function: protein kinase activity; ATP binding; protein binding. The record is from RefSeq and is a predicted model, not a curated record. Lineage: Eukaryota; Viridiplantae; Streptophyta; Magnoliopsida; Lamiales; Pedaliaceae. Gene Ontology annotation, biological process: protein phosphorylation.